Molecule: messenger RNA, 890 nt
Organism: Nicrophorus vespilloides
Lineage: Eukaryota; Metazoa; Arthropoda; Insecta; Coleoptera; Silphidae
Gene: snf
Product: U1 small nuclear ribonucleoprotein A
Exons: 3
Coding region: 129-773 (214 amino acids)
Biological process (GO): mRNA splicing, via spliceosome
Cellular component (GO): U1 snRNP
Molecular function (GO): U1 snRNA binding
Source: RefSeq, a predicted model, not a curated record
UGGAAGCCAUUUGUGAUGCGGUUUACAUCGAAUCUCUAACGUUGUGAUUUUUUCCGCGCGAACGUGUACUUUUUUACCGAAACCAGUGUAUUUUUCGUGGACCGAUUGCUGAAAUCAAGCGAUUCAGCAUGGACAUCAGACCGAACAACACGAUAUACAUAAACAACCUGAACGAGAAGAUCUCGCAGGUGGAAUUGAAGAAGUCCUUGUACGCGAUCUUCUCACAGUUCGGGCAGAUCCUUGAUAUCGUAGCCAUGAGGACUUUGAAGCUACGAGGGCAGGCUUUCGUUAUCUUCAAGGAGAUUCAAAGUGCUACUAGUGCUCUACGAUCAAUGCAAGGAUUCCCUUUCUACGAUAAAGCUAUGAGGAUACAGUAUUGUAAAACUGAUUCAGAUGUUAUUGCGAAGAUGAAGGGAACGUUUACGGAGAGGCCUAAGAAGGUGAGACCGCCUCCAUCGAAGGACGACGAGGCGCCAAAGAAGAAGAAAAAGAAUAAGGACCCGAACAGGGUGCCUGGUGGCAACAACGCCGAACAACCUCCGAAUCAAAUCCUCUUCCUCACCAAUCUGCCAGACGAAACCAGCGAACGGAUGCUCUCCAUGUUAUUCAAUCAAUUCCCCGGCUUCAAAGAGGUGCGUCUCGUGCCCAAUCGACACGACAUCGCCUUCGUCGAGUUCGAGAACGAGCUGCAAUCCGGCGCCGCCAAGGAUUCGCUUCAGGGCUUCAAAAUCACUCCAACGCACGCCAUGAAAAUCUCCUUCGCCAAGAAGUAGACAUCCAUUGUUUUGUCAAUUUAGGGUCGAGUCAACUAUUUUUAAGCAUUAAUAAUAAAACAAACAAACAAAAAAAACGAAGAGAAAAGGCGAUUAUUUCCUUUUGAAUUUGUAGAA